Messenger RNA from Lathyrus oleraceus (garden pea), 2330 nucleotides. RefSeq lists its product as uncharacterized. Gene Ontology annotation, cellular component: nucleus; site of double-strand break. The transcript is spliced from 8 exons. Gene Ontology annotation, molecular function: protein binding. The record is from RefSeq and is a predicted model, not a curated record. Lineage: Eukaryota; Viridiplantae; Streptophyta; Magnoliopsida; Fabales; Fabaceae. Bases 179 to 2035 code for a protein of 618 amino acids.
GUCCCCUUUCACAUUUUGCUAAUAGUAGUAAGAUAUAGGAGAUGAUGAAAUAUUGGCAACUAGUUAAUUGCGUUUGAGUCCCCAAUUUAGGUUAAUUUUUAGUUUUAGUCCUUGUAGAAUAAGGAGAGACUGGAAUCGAUAAAGUUGUAGUGAUAGUUGUGUAAGAAAAGGAGAAGAAAUGGAAGAGGACGGUGAGAUGUACGACGGUGCAAGAGCUGAAUUCCCUCUUUCCUUUGGAAAACAAUCCAAAUCUCAAACUCCUCUCGAAACCAUUCACAACGCCACUCGUCGUUCCGUUCCCAAUUCCAAAACCGCCAACGAUUUUCCUUCCAUCUCUUCCUCUUCCAAACAAUGGCUUCAAUCCGUUCGUUCUUCCAAAAACCCUACCCUUCCUCCUCCACCACCGUCUCCUCCACUUCACGAUGAGGCGCCCCUCGUCGGACCCCCUCCACCGCCACCGCAUAAUGAGGAGGAAGAGGAGGAGGAUGACGGUGACAUGAUUGGCCCGCCCCCGCCGCCACCUGGUUCCAAUCUGGACGAUUCCGACUCCGACGAGGAUUCGGAUCAAGACCAACUCGGUAACCAGUUUCGUAUUCCGCUUAGCAACGAGAUUGUACUCAAAGGCCAUACAAAGGUUGUAUCAGCUCUUGCUGUGGAUCACUCUGGAUCCAGAGUACUAUCUGGAAGCUAUGACUACAUGGUUCGUAUGUAUGACUUUCAAGGAAUGAGUUCCCGCUUGCAAUCGUUUCGACAACUCGAGCCGUCUGAAGGGCAUCAAAUUCGCAAUUUAAGCUGGAGUCCAACUGCUGACCGUUUUCUGUGUGUGACCGGUUCGGCUCAAGCUAAGAUUUAUGAUCGCGAUGGCCUCACUUUGGGCGAGUUUAUAAAGGGAGACAUGUAUAUUCGUGAUCUAAAGAAUACCAAGGGUCAUAUAACUGGGUUGACAUGUGGAGAGUGGCACCCAAGAAAUAAGGAGACUAUUUUAACAUCAUCAGAGGAUGGGUCGCUCCGCAUAUGGGAUGUGAAUGACUUCACAAGUCAGAAGCAGGUCAUUAAACCAAAACUUGCGAGACCUGGAAGAGUUCCUGUCACCACAUGCGCAUGGGAUCAUGAUGGCAAAUGCAUUGGUGGUGGUAUAGGAGAUGGUUCUAUACAGAUUUGGAGUAUUAAACCUGGAUGGGGGAGUAGGCCGGAUAUACAUAUUGAAAAAUGUCACGAGGACGAUAUUACUAGUCUGAAAUUUUCUACUGAUGGGAGAAUCUUAUUGUCAAGGAGCUUUGAUGAUUCAUUGAAGGUUUGGGAUCUGCGCAAAACAAAAGAAGCAUUGAAGGUAUUUAAAGAACUGCCAAAUCACUAUGGACAAACAAAUGUUGGCUUCAGUCCUGAUGAGCAACUAUUUUUUACUGGAACAUCUUUAGAAAGGGAUAGCUCAACAGGAGGUUUAUUAUGCUUCUUUGAUAGAGUAAAUCUUGAACUUGUUUCAAAAGUUGGCAUAUCCCCCACUUCCAGUGUUGUUCAGUGUUCUUGGCAUCCUAAACUGAAUCAGAUCUUCGCAACCGUUGGCGAUAAAAGCCAAGGAGGGACUCACAUACUAUAUGAUCCAACCAUCAGUGAGAGAGGAGCUCUUGUUUGUGUUGCUCGUGCACCAAGGAAAAAAUCUAUUGAUGACUUUGAGGCAAAUCCUGUCAUUCACAACCCUCAUGCUUUACCUCUAUUUAGAGAUCAGCCAAGUCGCAAGCGUCAGCGAGAGAAGGUAUUAAAGGAUCCAUUGAAGUCACAUAAGCCUGAACUACCCAUGACAGGACCUGGCUUUGGUGGACGAGUUGGUACAAGUCAAGGAAGCUUACUGACUCAGUAUCUUCUAAAGAAAGGGGGUUUGAUUAAGGAGACAUGGAUGGAUGAAGAUCCAAGGGAAGCUAUCCUAAAAUAUGCUGAUGUUGCAGCAAAGGAGCCAAAGUUCAUAGCUCCAGCAUAUGCCGAAACUCAACCUGAGCCAUUGUUUGCAAAGUCCGAUUCUGAGGAUGAAGAGAAAUGAGUUAUGCAAUUACUAUUUCUGGUUCUAUAGAUGGUCAAUGCAGAAUGAACAGCCCCAGACAAGAGUGACUCAGAACUCAGUAGUGGUUACUUGUUCCAAGUCCAACAUGUAAAGUCGAGUGUUCCCGGCACCAGGACAAAGCUUAGUUAACGCAGCCGGGAAAGAUGUUGAACUUAGCAGCUAUACAAAGUUUUAUGGAUUUUCUUGGAGCAGUAUUAAUGUCUGUACAUUCUGUCAUAUGUAAAAUUAAAUUUUGAAAACUAUUCUAACCCUAUAAUGUUAGUUUUAAAAACUA